Molecule: messenger RNA, 920 nt
Organism: Zea mays
Lineage: Eukaryota; Viridiplantae; Streptophyta; Magnoliopsida; Poales; Poaceae
Product: U6 snRNA-associated Sm-like protein LSm4
Exons: 7
Coding region: 180-620 (146 amino acids)
Biological process (GO): nuclear-transcribed mRNA catabolic process; mRNA splicing, via spliceosome
Molecular function (GO): RNA binding
Source: RefSeq, marked validated
ACCCGGUACUUUUUUCUCUAGAUUUGGCGUCGCGAGACUCCUCGCGCUUCUCGCCGAGAGAAAACUAGGGUUUUGCUCCUGGAAUCUCCUCCCCCGCAGCCGCCGCCCGACCGUGCGCCAACGAUACAUCCUUCUCCCUCCUCCGAUCCGGCCUUUUUGAUCCCCGGAUCCCGUACAAUAUGCUUCCCCUCUCGCUCCUCAAGACCGCCCAGGGGCACCCCAUGCUCGUGGAGCUGAAGAAUGGUGAGACAUACAACGGGCAUCUGGUCAAUUGCGACACGUGGAUGAACAUCCAUCUUAGGGAGGUUAUUUGCACCUCAAAGGACGGUGACAAGUUUUGGAGGAUGCCAGAGUGUUACAUUCGCGGGAACACCAUUAAGUAUCUUCGAGUUCCUGAUGAGGUGAUUGACAAGGUUCAGGAGGAAACUUCUAAAAGCCGAUCAGAUAGGAAGCCACCAGGUGUUGGCCGUGGAAGAGGAAGGGGGGACGUCGGUGCUAAACCUGGAGGCAGAGGCAUUGGACGUGGCCAAGAUGAUGGAGGUAGAGGCAGUGGUGGCCGUGGAAGGGGUGGAGUUGGUGCCAAAGGUGGUAACAAAGGUGGGGGCCGUGGUCGUGGCUGAAGCUGGUCGACACAAGGGAGAAUGCCGCUUUUUGAGGCCUGUAAUUGUGUUGCAUAGAUUGCUUAGGACAUGAUGAAUGAACCAAGUUGGCUGGUUGUAUUGGGGCACAAACCAGAAUGGUUCCUGUGAUCUAGACACCGAGGAUGCGGCGGCAACCAGGCUUGUUGCUAUUCCCCAAAACUGUUUGGUUGAUAUCUUGAGUAUGAUCCAAUUUGUUCAUUUGCUUAGAGUUAUCCCGGUUAGAUGACUAAUUGAUUGAUGUUGCCCAUUAUUUUGCUAGUGGCGCACGUUGUGCUGAGU